Molecule: messenger RNA, 1920 nt
Organism: Coccomyxa subellipsoidea C-169
Lineage: Eukaryota; Viridiplantae; Chlorophyta; Trebouxiophyceae; Coccomyxaceae
Exons: 14
Coding region: 1-1920 (639 amino acids)
Biological process (GO): urea transmembrane transport
Cellular component (GO): plasma membrane
Molecular function (GO): urea transmembrane transporter activity
Source: RefSeq, a predicted model, not a curated record
AUGGAGUUUCUUAUGCAGGGUACGGGAUAUGCCAUCCUCGUUGGCUUUGGAGCAGUUUUUGCUGUGGUGACCGUCCUUGCGCUUUGGCUCGACAUCAACUUUGCGGGGCAUCACUCCAAUUCCGAAAAUUUUCAGACGGCAGGGCGGCGCAUCAAGACUGGGCUCAUCUCAGUUGAUGUGGUGUCGCACUGGACAUGGACCUUCACCCUGCUACAGUCUAGCACUGUGACUUUCAAGUAUGGCGCCUGUGGCGCAUUCUGGUUCUCAGCAGGAGCCACGCUGCAGAUUAUGCUCUUUGGCGUCAUGGCCAUCCAAAUCAAGCGCAAGGCCCCGAACUGCCACACUAUUCUGGAAGUUGUGCGGCUUCGCUGGGGCAAACCUGCUCACCUGGUGUUUUUCUACCUCUUCUUCAUCAACAACCUCUUCAUCACAUCCACGCUCAUUGUGGGCGCCAGCUCCGUCAUCACCACUCUGACAGGGGUCAGCCUGGAAGCCUCAUGCAUCCUGAUCCCCUUAGGCAUCAUCAUAUACUGCGUUGCCGGUGGCCUUAAGGCAGCGUUCAUCAGCUCGUACAUGCACUCUGUUAUCAUCUUUGCCGUCAUCGCAGCCCUCAUCUUCACAGUCUUCGUGCCCAACAGCACAACUAAUACGACACUUGGCAGCAUCAGCAAUGUCUACAACAACUUACUGGUCCGAGCUGAGGCAGUGCCUGUGGUAGGCAACAAGGAUGGCAGCCUGCUGACCAUGUACAGUGUGGGGGGUCUGGAGUUUGGCUGGAUCUUCUUCGCAACCUGCUUCGGCUGGGUGUGGGCCGACCAGGGAUUCUGGCAGAGCGCCAUUGCAGCCCGCCCUGAAGCUGCCUACAAGGGGUACAUACUAGGAGGCCUGCUGUGGUUUGCGGUGCCCUUCAGCAUGGCGACUACCAUCGGCCUGGCUGGGCUUGCCCUGGAUCUACCCAUGAGCACCCAAGAAAUUGGGCAGGCCCUGGUGCCGCCCGCUGUUGCCUAUCACCUGCUGGGAAAGGGUGGUGUCAUCAUGAUUGUCAUCAUCAUCUUCAUGGCGGUAACAUCUAGCGGCUCAGCCGAACUGGUGGCAGUGAGCUCUCUGGUGUCAUAUGAUGUCUAUAAGACUUACAUCAACCCCAAGGCAACCGGCAAACAGGUUCUACUGGUAUCGAGGCUGACAGUGCUCAUCUUCGGUCUUUUCUCAGGAGUGUUCUGCAUCGGCCUCAUCCACGCCGGUAUUGACAUCAACUGGCUGUUCAGCGUCAUUGGUCUGCUGGUGGCCAGCGUGUUCCCUCCCAUCUCCUUUUUGCUAAUCUGGAAUGCAGUGCCCAGCGGGGCUGCUAUUGCCGGUGCCCUGGGAGGUCAGUUCCUGGCCAUCACUGCUUGGCUCUCCAGCACCCACAUCCUGAGUGGAGAGCUGACCACUAUCACCACCAGUCAAAACGGCCCCAGCCUUUCAGGCAACAUCACAGCAAUCGUCAGCUCAGCGAUUGUGGAUGGGGACGUGGAGUCGCCUGCCAUGAAGCGCGCAUACAAGAUCAGCCUGUGGUGGGCGUUCGGCCUUUCGGCUGUCACUUUUGUGAUCUGGCCCCUGCUGACUCUGCCUGCUGGUGCCACCUGGUCUAAGGGCUACUUCACCUUCUGGAUUAUACUGUCCAUCGUCUGGGGUCUCGUUGCAGGGCUGGUGGUCACUUUCUAUCCCCUGAUAGAGUCUCGUAAGGUCAUCAUCCGCAUCCUUACAUGCCGUCCCAAGAGGAGCACUCACAGCGUGCCAUCCUCAUCAAGCCUCCCUAGUGACGACUCUACUCUAGCUUCUCCAAAAAAGGUUGGCAAAGAAGGCAAUGGCGUAGCUCCUCCAGACUCAAUUGAUGCUAAGCUGGCUCCUGGUGACAUCAGCAUCCAGGUGCCAAGAUGA